AUGGAGGUGGAGGAGGAGGAAAGACGCUCUCCACACGAUCGUGGGGAAGCGUGUGUUCCCGAGAGCUUCUUUGAUCGCGUAACGCAAGGGUUACGCGACGAUCUCGAACAUGAGCGGAAUAGGCGUCUCCAAAUGGCGGACACUGCCUUGAAGCAUCGAGCUGAGUUUGCCUUUGCUCAGCUCGAGAACGAGAGAUCUCUGACAUCUCUUCGUGACGAGCUAAGGGUAGCUCGUGGGAUUGUUGAUCGGUCUCGGGAUGAGAUGAAUGCUCUUCAGACCCUUGUUGAUGCCCACCAUCGGGAGCACAAGGCUCUCUGCGAGAUGCUUGAGCGCAAGGGCGUUCUUCAUCGGAAGAAGCAGCGUACUGAUGGUACGGCUUAA
Molecule: messenger RNA, 381 nt
Organism: Peronospora matthiolae
Lineage: Eukaryota; Oomycota; Peronosporomycetes; Peronosporales; Peronosporaceae
Source: the annotation of a GenBank genome assembly